AUGCUGGAUGGAGAAGACUUUGUAGAACAUAUUGAUAUCUUAUCAUCGCCAACAAAAAGCAGGAAUGCCACCCCGAAACGGCUGGAUAUACAUAGGGAAGGGCCAUUGAGAAAGAUAUACGCAUCAAAGAAGAAUUUGUUGGAAAGGAUCUCGCUUGCGGAUAAUAAAACUAGUAGUGUAUCACCGGAUGAGACACUUGAACCUAGUACACCAAGCAAAGCACCUCGUAAACGUGGAAGGCCAAAAAAAAUACAGGAGAACUUGGACCUUGGAGUUGUAAAAGACGAAGGAGGUACUAGUGUCUCUAGAAAGAGGAAGAAACCACACAAAGAUAGAUUAGGCCAUACCGAUGAGGAGAGUGAAAGUUCCAACACUAAACAGGUGAUGGAAGAAGAGGAAGGCGAAGAGGCAGAGAAGGCUGAAAAAAUAUUCAUGGGCGUCCAACCAACACAUGAGGAAAGCCCGCUUUUACCCAGUGGCAGUGGUUCUGCAUCAAACUCAGUAGAGCCUCUAGAACCUGCAACACCAUCGAAGAAAUCCUUCACCACUAAUCAUGACUUUACCUCACCCCUAAAGCAAAUUAUAAUGAACAAUUUAAAAGAGUAUAAAGACAUGGCUUCCCCAGGCAAAUUAACUUUGAGCAGGAAUUUCACUCCAACCCCCGUACCGAGAAAUAAAAAGGUUUACCAGACUUCGGAAACCAAAUCGGCAAGCUCAUUUUUAGACACCUUUGAAGGGUACUUCGACCAAAGAAAAGUUGUCAGAACUGGUGCAAAGUCAAGGCAUACAAUGUCAAUGGCACCUGAUGUCACUAGAGAAGAGUUUUCUUUGGUGUCAAACUUUUUUAAUGACAACUUUCAAAAGCAUUCAAGAUCAAAAUUAUUCCAAAUUCAAAAAAAAAUGUUUCCUCAAUAUUGGUUCGAAUUAACUCAAGGGUUCUCACUACUGUUUUAUGGUGUAGGUUCUAAGCGUGAUUUCUUAGAAGAGUUCGCCAUUGACUACUUGUCUCCAAAAGUUGCAUACUCGCAACUAGCAUAUGAUGCUGAAUCGCAGCAGGACGAGGCUUCAAACGCGAUCCCAUGCCUUAUACUAAAUGGUUAUAAUCCUAGCUGUAAUUAUCGUGACGUCUUUAAAGAGAUCACCGAUCUUCUGGUACCUGCUGAAUUGACAAGAAGCGAAACAAAAUACUGGGGCAACCAUGUGAUUCUGCAGAUUCAAAAAAUGAUUGACUUUUACAAAAACCAACCCCUAGAUAUCAAAUUGAUCCUUGUGGUGCACAACCUUGACGGCCCUAGUAUAAGAAAAAACACUUUCCAAACGAUGCUGAGUUAUCUCUCUGUCAUUAGGCAGAUUGCCAUAGUGGCGUCUACAGAUCAUAUAUACGCCCCAUUACUCUGGGACAACAUGAAGGCCCAGAACUAUAACUUUGUCUUCCACGACAUCUCGAAUUACGAGCCGGCUACCAUCGAGUCCACAUUUCAAGACGUGAUGAAGAUGGGCAAGAGUGAUACCAGUAGUGGCGCGGAAGGUGCCAAAUAUGUUCUGCAAUCACUUACCGUCAACUCCAAGAAAAUGUACCGGCUGCUCAUUGAAACGCAAAUGCAAAACAUGGGCAACCUUUCCGCUACCACGGGCCCAAAACGUGGUACUCAAAGAACCGGGGUGGAACUCAAAGUCUUCAACCAUUUAUGUGCCGCAGAUUUCAUCGCUUCCAAUGAAAUAGCCCUAAGAUCGAUGCUCAGAGAAUUUAUUGAACAUAAAAUGGCCAACAUCACCAAGAACAAUUCGGGGAUGGAAAUAAUUUGGGUGCCCUACACAUACGCAGAACUGGAAAAACUGCUUAAAACCGUCCUAAAUACUUUAUAG
Molecule: messenger RNA, 1866 nt
Organism: Saccharomyces eubayanus
Lineage: Eukaryota; Fungi; Ascomycota; Saccharomycetes; Saccharomycetales; Saccharomycetaceae
Gene: ORC2
Product: origin recognition complex subunit 2
Exons: 1
Coding region: 1-1866 (621 amino acids)
Biological process (GO): DNA replication
Cellular component (GO): nucleus; nuclear origin of replication recognition complex
Molecular function (GO): DNA replication origin binding
Source: RefSeq, a predicted model, not a curated record